AUGUACAAGUUGCCUGUUGUGGAAAAUAUCGAGCAGAAAGAAGUGGUUGUGUUUUGCGAUAAUGGAAAGAAACAUUCCGCUGGUAAAAAUAAAGUUAACGAAGAAAAUAAGGAGCAAGGGCAAGCCGAGAACUACGAUGAAACUGCGAAAAAUGAUGAUGGUGAUGAUGAUAUCGAUGAAAUUGCGAUGGAUGACCAUGAACAGGAUGAUAAGUCAAAUGAAGAUGAAGACAAGGAAAAUGAUCACAUCAAAGCAGAGAAGAUUUCUCGAACGGAAGCGAGUAAGCGAAUGUUAAAGAAAAGGGAUGUAGACUGUCAGCAGAAAUUCGUCGACUUAUGCCAUAUAACGACAUGCUUUACACCACUCACAUUCAAUGCAGUUAUUUGUAUGAUUAAAGUAUUUGCUACCAAAGAAACGGAAAAAGACGACGUUCUUAUUGGAAAACUUGCACGAAUUACUGCAGCAAAUAUUACAUAA
Messenger RNA from Gongylonema pulchrum, 477 nucleotides. NCBI's taxonomy places the organism in Eukaryota, Metazoa, Nematoda, Chromadorea, Rhabditida, Gongylonematidae. The record is from the annotation of a GenBank genome assembly.